Molecule: messenger RNA, 906 nt
Organism: Melitaea cinxia (Glanville fritillary)
Lineage: Eukaryota; Metazoa; Arthropoda; Insecta; Lepidoptera; Nymphalidae
Product: putative sodium-coupled neutral amino acid transporter 10
Exons: 5
Coding region: 1-609 (202 amino acids)
Biological process (GO): amino acid transmembrane transport
Molecular function (GO): amino acid transmembrane transporter activity
Source: RefSeq, a predicted model, not a curated record
AUGGGUACAACGGGCCAAUCGAUAACCCUCGCAAACAGUAUUAUAGGUGUCGGAAUCCUAGCAAUGCCAUUUUGCUUUCAACAAUGUGGAGUUUUGUUAGCCGCACUAAUAUUAUUAUCAAUGGGUUUAGUGUCAAGACUUUGCUGUUAUUUUCUUUUAAAAUCUGCGAUCAUAACUAGAAGAAGAAGCUAUGAAUUUAUUGCAUUCCAUAUAUUUGGACCAGGAGGAAAGAUGGCUGUUGAGUUAGGUAUAAUAGGCUUUCUAAUGGGAACUUGCAUUGCCUAUUUCGUUGUGGUCGGAGAUUUGGGUCCUCAGAUUAUUGCAAAGCUGUUUAACAUAAACCAGAGUGAUAUUUUAAGGACUUCAAUUAUGGUAAUAGUAUCUUUGGUGUGUGUAUUACCAUUGGGACUCUUGAGGAAUGUGGAUAGUCUUAGUAAUGUCAGUGCGGCUACCAUUGCCUUUUAUUUUUGUCUAGUUAUAAAGGUAAUAGCAGAAGCUACUAGUCAGUUAUUCACAUCAGAUUGGAUGUCUCGCAUCGAGCUAUGGAAACCAUCCGGUGUCUUACAAUGUGUUCCUAUAUUCUCAAUGGCAUUGUUUUGUCAAACGUGAGUAAAAACUAAAUAUUAACUAAAUUAUUUAAAUAAUAAUUACAUUAUAAUUUACAAAUUCCGGUUUUCGUAUUUUCAUACUACAUAGAAUUUCUAGGUACAUAUAUUUAGUUUGUAUAAAUAAAAGUAAUAACUGUAUCAACUAGAUCAUACAAAGAAGUUCUUAUUAAUUUGCUUCCUUGUUAUAAACAUUUAUAACUAAGGCUGUAUGAUAUAAAAUGUUUUCGGACAUUUCCAAUUUGCUAAAGAAUACAUUAUUUGUAACUUGAGUCUGAAAUAAAACCAAUGAUUAUUAUAU